This is a messenger RNA of Schistosoma spindalis, 6841 nucleotides long. Lineage: Eukaryota; Metazoa; Platyhelminthes; Trematoda; Strigeidida; Schistosomatidae. The record is from the annotation of a GenBank genome assembly.
UUUAGGCCGCGUUACUCAAUGCUGGCGUUACACUUGGCUAGCGGUGGCUCUACAUGCUCAUCUCACUGAACACAAUUUAUCUCAACUAUCGUUCUUCGAGAAUCGUCAUUCAUAAGUUGCCUGGUCUUUUGUUGUAAUCAUCAUUUAAAUUAUGAAUCAAAAACAUUAUCUUGUCCCAUCAUUUCUGGCCUCAAAGGGAUUGGUUAAACUUCACAUCGACUCCUUCAAUCAUUUUAUUCAAACAGAAAUAAAAAAUAUUGUCCGAGCAAACAGUCGUGUCAGUGUUCCAGAAGCCAAUUGGUGGUUAGAGUAUAAUGACAUAUAUAUCAAACCUCCAACAGUAAAUGAUGGGGGGGUUGUCGCCAGCCGUGUGACUCCUCAUGACUGCAGACUCCGUGACCUGACAUAUGCUGGCGAAAUUCUUGUUGACGUUACGUUUGUUAGACAGAACGAAGUAGUAUCGAAAAAAGGUGUCCUUAUUGGUCGCAUGCCAAUCAUGCUAAAAAGUUCCAUAUGUGUACUAAAUGGUAAAAGUCCUUCAGAGCUAAUGCGACUUAAAGAAUGUCCAUUGGAUCCUGGCGGUUACUUCAUUAUUGGUGGUACUGAAAAAGUAGUACUCAUGCAGGAACAAACUUCUAAGAAUCGUCUGAUCAUUGAAGAAGAUAGUAAACGUGGAUUAGUGUGUUCUGUGACAUCGUCCUCUGCUCAAACAAAAUCGAAGACUAACAUCGUUACGAAAGAUGAUAAAUUUUACCUUUCUCAUAAUUCCUUCAUCGUGGAUGUCCCUAUCGCCAUAUUGUUUAAGGCAAUGAACAUUACUUCUGACCAGGAACUAUUGCAACUUAUUGGGACAGAAGAAUCUGUUUGGGCUAACUUUGUUCCUAGCCUUAAAUUAUGUUUGGAAUAUAAUAUCCAUACGUGCUUAGACGCUUGCAACUGGUUACAUUCACGUUUAAGACAACCUCGAUAUCGCACUGCUUUCGGAGCUGGUAGAACGCUACGAACUGCUGCUAAUAUUUUAGAGACAGAUAUCAUCAUAGAAAUACAGAGAUUUUUACGAGAUAUAAUUAUUACACAUAUUGAAAUGGAAAAACUUAACUUUGCACCGCGUGCAUUCUUCUUGGGUCAAAUGGUUCGUUAUUUAAUACUAGCCAACGAAAAACGUAUUCCUCCAGACGAUCGGGAUUUUUAUGGGAACAAACGUAUUGAAUUGGCUGGUAGCUUGCUGGCCCUUUUGUUCGAAGACGUCUUUAAGACAUUUAACGAAGAUCUUUGGUUAACAGUAUCCAAGAUUGAUACAAAACGCCGAUGUACACCUUUUGAUAUAUCUCGACAUAUCAAAACGUGGAUGAUAACCGAACAGUUGAAUAGAGCAAUUUCUUCCGGAAAUUGGAUCAUAAAACGAUUCCGUAUGAUGCGACAUGGCGUUACACAAGUUGUUAGCCGUUUAUCUUACGUUGCUGCCUUAGGACAUAUGACGCGAAUGACGAGCCAAUUUGAAAAAACUCGUAAGGUCUCUGGUCCACGUUCUAUUCAUGCAAGUCAAUGGGGUCUUAUCUGCCCAUCUGACACACCUGAAGGGGAAGCUUGUGGACUUGUUAAAAAUGUUGCUCUCAUGUGUCAUGUUACGGUCGAAGUAGACGAUGCACAUUUGAUUGAGCUAAUUAGCAACUACUAUACAUUUCCACUGUACCAGAUGAGAUAUGCUAAAAAUGAGUACGUAAUAUAUGUAAAUGGAAAACCGAUUGGAUUCACUCAACACCCUGGGAAACUAUGUGUCUUGAUUAGAGGUCUUCGGCGUUCGGGUAGGAUUCACGGCUUUGUUUCUGUUUAUAUCAAGCAAGCUCAUCAAUGCGUUCAUGUCGUUAGUGAUGGUGGCAGAUUCUGCAGGCCUUAUAUUAUUCUGUGUAACGGAAGACCACUAGUAACGGAAUCUGUCCUUCAGGAUUUACGCCACAAUGUUCUAAAUUGGGAUGAUCUAUUGAAAAAAGGGUUAGUUGAAUAUUUGGAUGUUAAUGAACUCAACGAUUGUCUGGUUGCAAUGGACGAGUCCUGUUUAACCGACGGUAAUCACUAUACUCAUAUGGAAAUCGACCCCGCCACAAUUUUAGGUGUCGUUGCUGGUUUGAUUCCUUAUCCGGAUCACAAUCAAUCUCCCCGAAAUACUUAUCAAUGUGCUAUGGGUAAGCAAGCUAUCGGCACUGUUGCACUUAAUCAGCAAAUCCGUUUUGAUACACUUCAAUGUCAAAUGGUCUACCCUCAAAAACCCCUUGUUCAGUCAAAGACUAUUCAAAUGAUGCAUUUUGAUGAGCUUCCUGCCGGUCAAAAUGCAGUUGUAGCAAUAAUGUCGUAUUCUGGGUAUGACGUUGAGGAUGCAUUGGUUAUUAACCAAGCUUCAAUUGAUCGAGGUUUCGCUCGUGCUUGUGUUUAUCGUCGGUCGGGUGUUCAUCUCAAGAUGCAUGAAAAUGCAGUUUACGAUCGCUUAAUGGGCCCUAGCAUAGAGCGAGAGACCGGCUUUCUUCGUCGUGGAGACGAGGUGCUUCAGGCGGAUGGAGUUGCGUACAUUGGCGCUUGUGUUAACGACCGUCAAAUCCUUAUCAAUAAAGAAAUGCCUGUCGUUAGUUCAAACGCUGUAUUGGAUAAUGCGGGAUCGCUUAGUUUAAAUGUGAAUACACCUGAGAACGCGACGGAAUUUAAGCGUUGUCCCGUAGACUACAAAGGGAUAGAGCCGUCCUAUGUAGAAAAAGUUUUGUUUUCCACAUCAGAAGGAAACCAGGCAGUAGUAAAAAUAUUGUUGCGUCAAACUAGAAGACCCGAAGUUGGAGAUAAGUUUUCUAGUCGCCAUGGUCAAAAAGGAGUCGUUGGACUUAUUGUUCGUCAAGAAGAUUUGCCUUUCUCAACGAAUGGCCUUACUCCUGACAUUAUAAUGAAUCCUCAUGGAUUUCCCAGUAGGAUGACGGUGGGUAAAUUGUUAGAAGUCUUGGGUAGCAAAGCUGGGGCUAUCGAAGGAAAAAUUCGAGAUGGUUCGGCGUUUUCUGGGGAUCCUGCUGAAGUCCUUUCACAAGUACUUAUUGAUCAUGGGUAUCAUUAUCUUGGUAAGGAGAUUUUGUAUUCUGGCGUCACUGGAGCCCCGCUUGAAGCGUUUAUUUACUUUGGUCCUGUUUAUUACCAGCGACUAAAACAUAUGGUUAUGGAUAAAGUAAGUGUCGAAUUUUUUAUUUUGACUUUGAUAUAGAUUGAGAUUACUGGAUUCAUGAUUAGUUUCCUUUCGUCUUUACCCUAAACCCUAGAGUAGUCAUAUAGAUUUUUUGAAAACAGGUUAAAGUCCUAAUAAAAUAAAAACCCACCGAAAUACUAAGUAUUUAUGUAGUGAACGAAGACUUAGUGCAGAUAACCAAUCUAUUGUUUAAUGUGAAAAUUAGAGAGUGCUUUGGUCAAAUAUGAAAAACAUGUUUAGGGCGUCUUCAGUUGUGAGUUAGUCUAGAAUAAAACACCAGAAAACUUCUUUUCACAAUAAAUGUAGAUGCAAAUCAACUUUUAAACCAUUGACGUCCUAUAGCUAUGCUUAAUUUGACAAAAUUUGCAAAAUAUUUCCAGUAAUAAAAUAUGUUUACAUUUCUCAAGUUUAGUGAAUCUGAGGACUUCAAUUAUUUACUGAUUACAAAUUUUGUAUGCGUUAAGACGCAUAGGUUCUGACAGUCAACUUUUUAAACGGAAUCGUAAUCAAAAGUGGAUAAAGUGUCCCUCAGUAAAGGAAGUAACUUACUUUUCAAUGCAUCGAGUUACUGGUAAUUACUAAUUUUUACAGGUAAAGAGGUAUUCUUAAUCUAGGGGAUAUUCUUAUUCAAUUGCUUUUGUUAUAAUCCAUUACGAGCUACAGGAAUUGAAACGUCAACCCAAUAGUGAACUCAUUGGUUUAUUUAAUGGGUUUGCUGUGAACGAAUACUUAGGUAAGGAAGACUAAUUUAUUAAUUAAUACAAAAUCACAGAAUGUCUUCGUAAACUACGAAAACCAUACAUUAAAUGCUUCAUUUGUACAUCUUCCACCACCUGUCUAUUACAAACUUCAUCGUUCCUUCAUUCCUAUUUUUAUUACAAUUAAUCUCUGUUUACAUUCCUGUUCGCUUCAGUUUGAUCUCAACUUUCUGCUGUCAGUUAUUCCACUUCUGAUUGGUGUUACAUACUACUUAUGUUGACAGACAUAGUAUACACCACAGUGGUACCUCAAUUUGCCUUGAUCACAAGAAUGUAGAUAGUUGUAUCUUUUCGCAUUGUCACUUCUGUUCCCUUCGUUUGAGGUUCCGACUAUAACUAUUGGUGUUAAUAUAACGGUGACAUUUAGGAACGUAAAUCGAAUUAUAAUCACUAUUAUCAAACCGUCGAAUCGCAUAUAAUUGUGCUUCAAUAUAAGACGUUUUACUCUUUCUGAAUGAAUACAUACCUAGUACUUAGUUGCAUGUAUCCAAACAUAUUUUAUUCCAUUACUUUGAACAGAUUAAGGUUUGGGAGUAGUGUUUUGCCGAGCUGCCUAGUACAAUUUUCUCAGUGUCUAUGGACUUGAUUUGCUUUUUGCUUACUGAAUACGUUGUAUUGUUAUUCUUAAACUAUUGUACUAUCACUUUCAGGUACAUGCUCGCUCACGCGGGCCCGUCACAGCAUUGACUCGACAGCCGACGGAGGGUCGUAGUAGAGAAGGAGGUUUACGAGUAGGAGAAAUGGAACGAGACUGUUUUAUUGCUUAUGGUACUUCACAAUUACUAUUAGAACGUCUUUUGCUUUCCAGCGAUGCCUAUGAUGCAUGCGUAUGUGAAAAAUGUGGUUUGUUAGCUACGUCACCUAACUGGUGUCAGUAUUGUCGAAGUAGCCGUCAAGUUGUUACUGUCCGUAUGCCGUAUGCCUGCAAGCUGCUUUUCCAAGAACUGAUGUGCAUGAGAAUUCUGCCGCGCCUUCGUUUAAGGACUGCUUAUCAUAGCAGUAUACACACUAAGUCUAAGUGAUUCAUUUUGUAUAUUCAAAUUAAUUGUUGUUGAUAACUCUGCUAUAUAAUUCCUAUGAAUUUGUAUAAAAUCGGCUGUCACUAUUUGAAUAUGUUUUACUUAUAUUUAUCAACGCGUAAUUCCAUUUUCUGCGAAUCGAUAGUGAGUACAACAUAAGGGAACUGAUUAAGAACCAAUUAAGAAAUUUUUAAACGGGUUAACAAGUCAAAGGUAAACGAAGAAAAACUUCCAUGUUCCUUGUAUUCAUCUAUCUAAAUACGCUUGUGUUUAAAUAUAAUUUAAAGCAAUUAGUCCCUUUUGUAAAUUUCGAUAGAACAAUGAGAAGACGGAGUUGAUCUGAAUAAUACUUGAUAAAAAUGUAAUGACUUUAGACAAAUUCUUGUUAUUUUCUUGAAAACAUUUGAUUUUCGUAUUUGCAGGCUUUCGGUUCUUUCUUGUCUAUCGGGAUCCAAAGUGUAUACAGUUCUCUUUAUUUUUCUUAGUUUUAGUUGGAAUUAUUUGUCUUACCUUAAAAUAACAUUUUUCAUCAAGUAGUAAUAUGAAAAUUAAUUUGAUAGAAUACCUAUCAUAUCUUGAUGUAUUUUUCGACAGAAUUAAUAUCAUCAUGAUAUUGACAAAACGUGAAAACCAUUGGCUUCCCAAACAAAGUUUGAUGAGGUCAUAAGUCUUCCUAUUGAUCUCAUGGCGGAUCAACCUACUUAUCAUACUAAAACCAGUUACGGAUGAUUCUCCAGAAGAUUUCGGAUUCAUUAAUUUGGGAGACUAUUUUUCGUUUUUUUUACAAGGAAAACAAAAAGAGAAAUUUAGCGCACAAGAAAAUCAGAAUGAUAAUUUGGAGGGAAAUAAAACUACCAAGAAACAAAAUACUAAUACUUGUGUAUAUUAGCUAAAUAAAUCUAUAUUUCGCUGAAAUUAUGAACCGAUCAAUGAUGGUCCACCAUGAUUUCAGCGGAGCUCAACAAUCUCCACAAUUCUAUAUUGAAAAUUAACAUUUGAUCGGGAAUUCACCAAUUCAAGCCCGAACUCUGAAUGCAAAAACGAUGCGUUUAACUUCUCAUACUUCCUUGGCCCUAAUUCUCUUCUGCAGUAUGUUUUGGUCUUGUUUUGUUUUUAUUAUUGCUUUGUAAUUUCAAAUCGUAAUCAGUUAUUAUCAUCCUUUAACAAUUUUUUCAUGAUUAUUGUUCGAUUGUUAUUAUGACCUUUAUGUUUUUCAUUCUUCUUCAUAUCUGUCAAAUGGACAAUUAUCGUUCAUAAUUCUGACCCGUAAGUUAUGUUCAUUCUCCUAUUUUUCUCUAACCCACUGAUUAUUAUGCAACCUCACCUGAUACUUGGGAUCUCGAAUCACUUUAUAAUGGGACAUUUUCUAUCUUUCUACAGACAUAUUCACCGAACAACUACAAAUGUACGGUUUAAGUAACUGAUUUCGUCGAACUAUCGCUGGUUUUCCUUUGUUUUUAUUCAACAACGAAAUCAUUUAACUGAGAUGCAAACGUCAAUUUUACAUAUAUAUAAUUUUAUUACAUACUGUAUACAUUACCUUCUGUACUAUUUUAUGUGUCUGUAAUUCAGGUAGAUCUGAAUUUUGAACAAGAAACUUCUUAAUAGAUUGUAUUCCACGUUGUAAAUAGCGUUCAAGAUACCUUGAUGUAUUUUCACGACUGACAAGGAUUAAUAUGGUAUUAUUUAAUGUUUGAUCAGUUGUGUUGGUAUAGAUUUCUUUUAGUAGUUCAACAAGUGCUUUCCAUUUUGGACUAAUCUCAACAUUUAAUAAUUCUAUAAAAGUAUAAGUCGAAAAAAAAUCACAAAACAAUAAAACCUAUGAUAAUUUUUGUUGAGAAAAAAAC